UUUCAUGGUAGGAAUAACCAUUGAUGUUCGAUACUUUUAAACUUGAAUGGCUCCCCUCCCCCCCCCCAAUAUUAUGAGUUUUUCAACUUGAAUGGUCUCCGGGAGUAGGGGCGUAAGGUAUAUAUGUAUACAAUAGAGUUAGAUCGCUGGCAGUUCUAUGGUCCUCAUGAUUCUUUUAGAAUAGCAGACAUUCCUUCUUUAUAUAUACCUGUCGAAUUAUUCUUUCUUUCUUUUACUUCACACUCACGCUCGCUCAUAUCAGCAUUAACACACCUUUACAACUUUGAAAGCUUUUCGAGAAAGCCGAUUCCCUCUUCUCCUUCUUCACUAUCAUUUUCACUUUUUUUUUUACAUACCCAUAUUUACUUUUACUGGGGCAUAAUAAUGCAUUUCAACUUUGCCACCACUGCAGUUGUGCUGCUGGCGCUCCAUGCCGGGAACGUUGUUUCUCACACUUGGGUAAGCGGGCUCGUCGAAAAUCUAUAUAUAUCUAUAUGUGUGAGAGACUAUUUCAGAGCGCUAACAUUCACCCCACAGAUUGAGGUCCUAGAGGCCGUCGGCCCAGGAACAAAGGGAUACAUGAGAAGCUGGAGUGAGCCCUUCCCCUCCCCCUCUGCUCCCACAACAUGAAAUAAGCGAAAUCCAAACUAACAACCUGCCAGUUGGCAAGGACGCCAACCUGGAUACUCGUAUGACUUACCGUAUCGAAGGCCCGGACUGGGAAAGCAAGCCCAUCUGCAAGGACACCCAACAAGUGCGUGCCAACCAGCCUGGCUUCCCCCGCCUCAGGGCCAGCCGAAAGCAAACGGUGGCAGGCUACUACCUCGAAAACGGACACGUCUCCCUCCCCCCCUCGGCGACAGCUUUCAAUGGCUACACCUACUGGUUCGGAACCUCCGACCCAGACCCGAAACUCCCGCUGAGAGAGGUGAGGGCUUGGACCGUGGACGGCCAGGGAGGGAACAAGAAGGGCAGGCUCCUCGCGGCGGGGCCGUACGAUGACGGAGUGUGCACGCAACCCAACCAAUCACCCAUAUCCCAACAACGUGGGGUCGGGAAAGAGGGGGUCGAGAAGCCGUGCAGAUCGGAGUUUGUGAUUCCAGAGAAUCUGAAGGUUGGGGACGUUUAUACCGUUUACUGGGUCUGGGAUUUCUCGUGGCAUUUUGGACGGGAUAAGCCUAGAGUUGAGGAGGUAUGUAUAUCUUUUACGCUUUUCCCACUUCACUUCCCUGGGGGAAUAAUAGCCAAUUAUUUGCUAAUGGGGAAUGCUUUUAGUGGUAUACCUCCUGCAUGGAUAUCGAGAUUAUCUAGAUGGGUCAAACAUUUGGAAUGAUCCUGUGAUCAAUAAUAUUCUUUAGAUACGGCCUCGCGACUUUUUUAUGGAUUGGUUACCAUCAUACAUGAGAUUCAUUGACCUGAGCAUAGUUUGUUGGGACAUUCUUGUACUUUUUUUUCUUUCCCUUCUCUUAUCCCCUACCUCGGAGUAUCGGGCAUUUACUAGUUAAUUAGCUCCAAUCCUUUUUUCAAAAUAACAUGAAAAACAAAGCAAACGAUGAUUAGUUUGUACUAGAAAGAGGCCUAGAUUUCUCCGGGUACACAAAUU
Messenger RNA from Tuber aestivum (summer truffle), 1603 nucleotides. Lineage: Eukaryota; Fungi; Ascomycota; Pezizomycetes; Pezizales; Tuberaceae. The record is from the annotation of a GenBank genome assembly.